AAAAUGGCGCAGAUGCAGCGAAAAGAUGUAGUCUCUGUCACCAAGGAGACGACGGAGAAGAAGAUAUUAGACGGUGGAGGAGGAGGAGGCUGCGGAUCUUCAUCGUUCAAAUUCAACGCUCAGGCACCUGAAUUUGUACCGCGAUCGCAUACCACCGCACUAACACCGCAGGUUUCUCCGAUCUCCGGUUACUUCUAUCCUUGUUUCCACUACGACGACAUUUCCAUAGGAGGAUGCAGCGGCGGAGUAGAUACUGGUGUUGGUUCUCAGUCGUCGGAUUGGAUCUUCGUCGGAGGAGGAGAUACCGUUCAGUAUCAAAACAUUCAUGAUCCCACGGUUCCGUUUUACGUUUCGAAUCCGGUGGUUCAGUUUCCGGCGAAUCAGAACUUGUCUUCUUCCUCGAACAGUUUGCUUUCUGACGAUCUACGCCUUAAGAUCGUUAAACAGGUUGAAUACCAGUUCACGGACAUGAGCCUCCUAGCCAAUGAGUCCAUCUCAAAGCACAUUAGCAAAGACCCAGAAGGUUAUGUGCCAAUAUCUUAUAUCGCUUCGACCAAGAAGAUCAAGGCUUUAACGAGUCAUCACCACUUAGUUACAUUGGCUCUACGCUCCUCUUCUAAGCUCGUUGUGAGUGAAGACAACAAGAAAGUUAAGCGUAAAAUUCCAUUUACUGAUAGAGACAGAGAGGAGUUACAGGGCCGGACUGUUGUUGCAGAGAAUCUGCCAGAUGAUCACUCGUACCAGAACCUUGAGAAGAUCUUUGGAGUUGUUGGAAACGUUAAAGCCAUUAGAAUCUGUCAUCCUCCAGAAUUCAACACCUCACGUCCAAAAGGAGAUUUCUUGAUGAGCAACAAAAUUCACGCACUUAUUGAGUAUGACCACACUGUUGUCGCGGAUAAAGCUGUGGAGAAGCUGAACGAUGAAAGAAACUGGAGGAAAGGACUUCGUGUGAGGCUGCUUAUUAGAUGCUCGCCCAAAUCAGUCCUCAAGAACAGAAAAAACUUCGAUGGCAUCCUCAUCGAUGAUGAACUCCCUUAUUAUGAAUCAGGAGAAGACUCUCCACGUCUCCAUUUAACCGAACAACACCUUGAUCACGACGGUGAUGACAACAAUAUUGGUGGACUCUGGGGAAAAGGGAGAGGAAAAGGACGAGGACGAUCUCCGAGAAACUAUACAGUAGGAGGCGGAGGACGUAGCUUCGGGAUAGGGCUUGGACUAGGACUCAGCAUCGGCUCAAUGUCACCGAGCCUGGGCCUGCACGAAUCUUCGUCUCCUAAGACUGCUACAAAGGGACCAAGAAUGCCUGAUGGAACUAGAGGCUUCACCAUGGGACGUGGCAAACCUUCAAAUCUCACUUUCACCUAACAAUCUCUAAAUUAUUCCCUUCCAACAACGACUAUUAUUUAUUAUAUUUAAGGAGGUAAAAGCACAAAAAGCUAUAGAAUUGACCAAAUAAUACAUGUGGCUUGUUUUUCUUUUUUUGAAAAUAUGGGUUCACAUAAGUAAG
Messenger RNA from Eruca vesicaria subsp. sativa (arugula), 1507 nucleotides. NCBI's taxonomy places the organism in Eukaryota, Viridiplantae, Streptophyta, Magnoliopsida, Brassicales, Brassicaceae. The record is from the annotation of a GenBank genome assembly.